This is a messenger RNA of Acaulospora colombiana, 440 nucleotides long. The record is from the annotation of a GenBank genome assembly. NCBI's taxonomy places the organism in Eukaryota, Fungi, Glomeromycota, Glomeromycetes, Diversisporales, Acaulosporaceae.
UUGCAGCCAUUCCAUCAUUCUUGCAAUUUCGCCAUCGAGUUUUAUACGACAUUUUACGAAAUGACUGGUCCGCUCAAUCCCGUUUCAAAGAACUAAGUGCUCGACAAUGUUACCGAAUUAUUGAGCAACUACCCAACAAACCUAGCCUGAACCUACCAUUCUUGCGAUCUAGGAUACGCAAGAUGUUGAAUAAUUCCCCGCCAAAUAUUAGAAAAACAAGAAUUAGAAGAGUCAAUCCGAGCAACUCGCAGGUCGAGGUUAUUGCUGGGCCCAUGACAGCUAGACUAGUGGCAGACCUUUUCGGUACACUCAACCCUCCUCCUCCAGAGACGAUUCCGGGAAAUGAUAUUAUAACUGGAAUCUCCAACUCGCAGGUUGAGGUUAUUGCUGGGCCUAUGACAACUGGACUAGUUCAGACACUCAACCCUCCUCCUCCAUAG